Molecule: messenger RNA, 2466 nt
Organism: Yarrowia lipolytica CLIB122
Lineage: Eukaryota; Fungi; Ascomycota; Dipodascomycetes; Dipodascales
Source: RefSeq, a predicted model, not a curated record
AUGCCUUCGAUCAACAUUCUCUGUUCGUCUGCUCUGCCGUUUGUGCCUACCAAGUUCCAGAUAGAUGCUCAUGAGCAUGAGACGGUUCUGGUGGUCAAAAAACGGCUUUGCCAGAAACUGGUCGAGUUACAGAGACAGGGAAGUGUCGAAACGUCCACAGAGUCUUACAACCGAGAACAGGAGCAUUUGGGCAACCCGGGCAAUCUGAAGCUGAUUUUCGGAGGAAAGAUCUUGCCCGACGCCAAUGAACUGCCCAAUUUGGCGGCCACAAACCCCACGUUCCAUCUUCAUUUGCUGCCUGUUUCCCUCGACAAGGAGAAACUGAGCAUUAUUGAGAGGUUUCGAAGAGGAAGCACUAGUAAGGGCGAUGCGAAUGGAGGAGCAGAGAGUUCUGGAUCGACACCAGCGGAGUCUCAGACCAUGUACAACGUCCGACUACUUUCGAAUCAAGCAAAGCCCACGAUUCACUACAACGUCCAGCAACAGAGUCUGUACAACAUGGACGGUGAGGCGUCUCUUGCUGACCUGAAGCAUCUGCUCAUCAACUCUCUGGGCAAUGACACUGCUGUCAAGUCGCUGGAUUUGGCUAUUCAGCGCAAGUUUGUGGUCUUCAACUCCAAGGGCCAAGAUUUCUCGGACGACACCAUGAAGGUCAAGGAUAUCAACAACUUUGGGCGUCCUCCUCACUCGCAAGGCACGAACGUGGUGAUAUUUUACCGGUUUGUCCUCGGCGAAUUCGAGGAGUACCAGAUGGAGGGUGAGAACGAGGUGCUUGAGAAGCCUGCUGAGGCUCAAUCAACCCCCGUCAAGUCCAAUAACCCUUUCAACAAGGAGGUUCAGCAGCAGCAGCAGCAGCAGCAGCAAGUCAAGAGUAUGGUUGAACCUGAUGGGUCAUUGAUUCAGUUUGACCGAGAAACUGCUGCUGUUUCUGUCGCUACUUCACCAUCUGCUGCGCUCUCUGGCAACCCCCUCGCUGGCGCAUUUACAGCCCAGCUGAAUCUGGACAAUGAGGGAAAGGGCAAGGAGGUUGCUGAGGAAGUUGAUGAGGAGGGUGAUGUUGAGAUGAAGGAAGGGAAGCCUGUUCAAGUUGAGACCGUUGAGACACCGGUCCCUACGCCCACCAUCAAGCACCUCUUCAUCAAGGACACCAGUCUCGGAGACUUCCAUCUCAACCCCACAGAUGUCAAGACAGGUAGCUGCACAGAAUCCGAGUGGGUGGCUAUUUCGCCUCGAGAAAUGACCAGGCUCAAGCGAAUGUACAGAGAAUUUGGUAACUCGGAAACUGAGCCUAAGCGACGGAAGUCAGGCGAGUUUACCAGAGAGACAGGAGAGGCUGUUGCCUCUGGAAGAGAUAUGGCCGGCAGAGGCCUACCUGGAAGAGGUAUGGGUCAGCAAAUUGGAACGGGUGCUUCUACACCUUCUUCUGCUUCGGCUGCUUCUAACCCUUCUACCUCUUCGGAAUCCAACUCUGGACCCAGUUCGAGCUCUUCUUCCGACUCUCACGCCAACAACCACCCCCAUACCAGCAACCAUUCCCACACCCACAACCACAACCACAACCACGCACAUGUUAACCCAACUCCCAAUAGUCACCUGCACAAUGAUACAGCCAACUCGACAGACACAGAGGCUGAGGUGAUACAAACUCCCCCUAGAGGAGCCGCUCACUCGCCUGGAAACACCACUCCUGCAUCUGACCAGUACCGUCAAUUCCAACAGUUUCUGAGAUGGGCUGACACCCAGCAUGAGGACCACACAGAGCCUGCGGAGUUUGACUACCGUCAGUUCCAGCAAUUCCUCCAGUGGGGUCAGGUCCAGCCUCCCACACAGCAACCCCUUGUUGACUUCUCGUUCCGGCUGAGAAUCUCGCCUCCUCCUUGGAAUAUUCGUCAGCGAAUUCGGGAGAUGAUUCCCCCCCGCGACCAACUUCGUCAGCGUGCGGUUGUGGCUGUUCGCCAGCUUGGCGAAGUGCUUGUCUUCCUACUACAGCUUUUUGUCUUUUACAUAAUGGUUCUGGGUCGUAUUAACAACGACUAUAUGUUCUAUGCGUCGUGUGGUCUCACUGUGAUCAUCUUUGUGGGUUACCGUUUUCGGCACCAUCUGGAGCGGUUUCGUCCUGCGAGCUUCAACGUGGGUUCUGAGGAAUUAUCUCGAGUUGCCCAGAUUUUUCCUGCCGUGAACUACGACCAGGAGGAACCUGCUGCUGGAGGUAACAACGAGGCUGUUCGAGAGGCUCUGGAAAAUCCUGACAACCGGCAUGCUCGGGGCGUCCGAAUUGGCGCUGCCUUCUUUGGCUCCAUGAUUCCCGCUGUCCAUUCUCGAUGGCUGGCUGAUAACCGACAGCGACGAGUUCAGCUGGAUGCAUUGAUUCGACAGCGAGAGCGUGAAGGAGAAGAGACUCAGACUCAGGAAGGAGAGGAUAACGAGGGUGACGAGGGAAACAACCGAGCCGAACAAAAUGAGUAA